UCGGAUAAAAUUUCAAAAAUUGUCUUAUUUAUGUUUAUUAUUCUUAAUUUCCAAAGACGAUAACAAAUUUAUUUUGAUGAAAAUUCAAUUCAUAAAAAUAGUCAGACUUGAUAUUUCUUGAAUAACUAGAUACCUUCAAAAUGCACACAGCUAUAGUUACUUGUUUUGCGGAAGAAAAACUUUUAGCACCGCUCUAAAUAGAUAAACUAAUUUAAAAUUAGAUUUAUAACAGAGUAUUACUUUUAAUCUAACCAUGCAAAACCAACAGGCUAACUGAAGGGGAAAACUAAUUCCAGUAUGGAGAGAGUAAUAUCGCCUAUCAACUGUAUCGAGCAUCCAAAAUUGCUCUUGAGUUAUUAUUGUUCUAGUCACGAUACAGUAUUCUGUGAUAAUUGCAAAACUGAAAUACAUGGAUCUUGUGCUGAAGUCCACACUGUUAAAAAUGCAUCCAAGUCAAUCAGUGAUGGUGACAUUGUAAAAGCCCUUGUAUCCCGUAUAACGGAAGCAAAGGAAUCACUAUCAGGUACAACCGACAAACUUGAAGACAACAUAGCUACUUUAAGCCGACAAUAUGACAGAAUUAAGCAAAAUAUUUUCACUGCACGGCAAUCUAUCAAUGAGUAUUUUGAUUCUCUGGAGGCAGAAUUGACCAAUGUUGUGCAUGAACGCUGCAUUAAGGGCGUAGAAGAGAAAAUAGUAGAACUGGAGAGAAGGAAUUAUACUUUAGACCAAUGGGAAGACGAUCUACAGUUAGCCAUGCGCAAUGAUGAUGAAGAAAUGCUGUUUACAGUAGUAAAGAUCUUAAGUAAAUUACAUAAUGAUAUGGACUCAUAUUUAAAUGACAUUUUUAAAGAAAUAAAAAUAAAGCAUGUUAGAUGGACCCCAAUUAGAACAGACAAGGCGUCAAUAGUAUCCUUUGUUGGCAAAGUGUCUUUGAGCGAAAUGUCAUCCACAAUACAGAGACCAAGCUCUGGUAAAUUUACGAAAGCCUUGACUCGCGAAUCAAGUCGGGUUUCUCCAAGGAGCAUUGGAGCCGUUAAUAUCACACAGGAAAGUAAAACAGAGCAAGGUCUAGAGAAGGUGUCAAUAAAAACUAAACAGGGAUGGGAUGAGAUUUCUAGUAAAGUUAAGGACGAGGAAGUAGAAAUCACCGGUGUUAAUGCGGGCUUAAAUCGGGCAAGUACAAAAAACGACAUGAAAUCAACUGAAACGUCCACGGUUAUUGAUUUAGAAGAUGGAAGUUUGAAAGGCACCAACGUGUCUAAUGACACAAAUAACCGAACGGAAAUAAAAGUAGAUGAGAAAAUUUGCCAAGAAAACGAUAGUGAGCAAAACCAACACAUUGGGAAUUCACUUAACCAAGAGAAAGGCGAUACUGUUCCUGAUGGUGGCAGAAAAAUGACAAGUACGAGAGGGUCUAGUCGAUGUAAACCUGAGCCAACCAUUUAUAGUGCAAAGUCUAAAUUUGAAGCAACUAACUUAGGGCGGAAAAGUAGCACAGAGAUGCAGAGAGGAUUAUUUUUGAGAAAUGAUGGUAUGCUAUUCAUGGACAAGACUAACAAACACAUUUUUAUAUGCAACAAAGAAGGGCAGAUGCUGCAUAAAAUUAGCCUCAAUUAUGAACCCCUGGAUGUUACAAUGUUGGAUGAGGGUCGUGCAGUGGCAACUAUAGGAGACAAUGGAAUUCAAAUAGUCAACAUACACAGCCUACGAAAAGAAAAAGCUCACGAUGUCGGGGGAUUCUGUGGAGGGAUCACAUCAUAUAAAGGACAAAUAAUUGUAAGUGUAGAUAAGAAGUUGCGUUUACUCGACGCUUUGGGGUAUACACUGCGUCGUUUACAACAUGAUGGGAGCGCCUCAUUUGUCUGCUCAGAUAAUGCGGGUAAGAUAUAUUAUACCGACUCAAUGGAUCAUGCCGUUCAUUGCAUAGCAUGGUUUGGAAUCCCAGUGUUUACCUACAGCAACAAGGGCUUAAAGUGUCCAAUGGGAAUCGUUGUUGAUUCUGAUUGGUUCGUCUACGUGGCUGGGUUUGAAUCGUGUAAUGUGCAAAAGCUGUGGCCAAAUGGAAGAUAUCAUUCUGACUUUUUGACUGAAAAGGAUGAAUUGCAUGAACCAUCAUCUCUUGCAUACAACGAGAAUGAACAUGAAAUUUUAGUUAUAAGUGACAAUAACCAAACUGUGGAAUUGUAUGAUCUGAAUGAUGGCAUUCGACAUCAACAGUAGGAGUUUUCCUCAUGAAAGGAUUUGUAUAAUUUUCAAACUUCUUUGGUCUCUUGAACUUUAACAAAAAUGGCAACUCUCAUUCUAUGUGAAGAUAUUAAUGUUGUUUUGUUUCCAGUAUAUUAAAAAGGGAAAAUGUGUACAUUAGCACAGACAUAAAUAUAUAACCAUGAUAAAUGUCCCUCGUAUAUAUAUAUUUUUAAUCAAUCUGCAUACAGUAUAAUAGUAACUGGAAUUCUUGAAUAAAUAUAAAAAUAGUCA
Molecule: messenger RNA, 2481 nt
Organism: Mytilus californianus (California mussel)
Lineage: Eukaryota; Metazoa; Mollusca; Bivalvia; Mytilida; Mytilidae
Exons: 2
Coding region: 298-2223 (641 amino acids)
Source: RefSeq, a predicted model, not a curated record